UCUCUCUCAUCACCAUAUGCCACCAACCCGUCGUCACCACCCUUGAUCACCUCCUCCACUAGGGUUCCCAAAUUACACACUAUGUAUGGCUCACACAUCUGAGAAAAAUUGUUAGAAGUUCAAGUGUUGUUGUUGUUUCCGUCACAUCCUCUAAACAAUCCACCGGAAACCCUAACCUACCACCGCACCCGUCGGAGCUUCUGCUGCUGCUGCUGCCGUCACUCCGCCUCUGUUAACAUAGAUACGAGAUUUAAAACACCGCAAUUAACUUACAAACCUCUUCGAUUUAGGGAACCAUUGUUGAAGAUUUUGUGUCCUUUGGGAAGGUUACAUCAAAGUUAUUAGCUUUGGAAAGCUGGAUACUUAAAUGCAGUUAUCGGUGCACUGGUCCUUCACGUAAAUACUAUUUAUUUCAUGAUUACGGAAGCAGAGGCCGAUAUUGUCCUAUUUAGCCAUGGUAGUGUUUGGGAAUAUUUUCAAAGCAAAUCGUUCCCAAUUCUCACUUGUAACCUAGAAAUUGCACAACCGAUUUCGCUUUCAAUCCGCUUCAAAUCAAGUAGAAAUUAUACAAUUGAUCCGUAGUCUCUAGUCUACCGAUCAAAGUUCAACAAUCAUGUCUCCAUGGUGGAGUAAAUCUUCAUCGAAAGAUCCGAAAAAGAAAUCAAAUGGGGGCGGUAUUUUCGGUUCCAUUCAGCGAAAGCUAAAAAGCCCGUCUGAAUCUAAACAAAAAUCGUCUCGAAAGCGUUGUGAAAUCGCUUCCGAAAAGGGAUCUAAUUCUCGGGCCUCUUCUCCGUCGACCCUUGUGGGCCGGUCUCAAAGUUUUGCAGAAAGACCGCAUGCACGUCCACUACCGCUUCCGGAAAACUUGUCGGAUGCUGCUCGGGUCGAUUCAGGAAAACGGGCAUCAAGAAGCCCGGGAGUUGGCAAAGGGUCAUCACCGUUGGUGCUUUUCCCGCUUCCUAAACCUAAUCGUGUUCAAAGUGCGGUUGGUCAUGUGGAUGCUGAAGGGGAUUUAGCAAUGGAUUCGGAUUAUACUGAUAGUGAUACUGAUAGUGAUGACCCCCCUGAUUCCCGGCUUCUAAGCCCUCAAGCAUCUGAUUAUGAAACGGGGAAUAAAACGUCUGCGAACAGUCCGACAAGCCGUGUUACUUUUGUAACUAAAAAGAAAAGGGAGAAAACAAAGCCAGUCAAAGCAUGUGCGAACAACCAAACGGGACCCGCAUCACAAAAACGGGGUCCGUUUGGUCAUCAAAUGGCCAAGUUACAGAUACCUCCAUCGGUUGCUUUCUUUAGUGCACCCGACAGUUCCAUGUCCAGUCCCUCUAGAAGCCCAAUAAGGGUAUACGGGCCCGAACCGACCCUGUCACCAGGUUUCUGGGCCGGUAGGCCCUACGCUGAUGCGGGCUUUCUUGGAUCAGGCCAGUGUUCUAGUCCUGGUUCGGGUCACAACUCAAGUCAUAAUUCGAUCGGUGGAGACAUGACAACUCAGUUGUGUUGGCAACAUAGCAGAUGCAGCCCUGAAUGCUCACCGUUACCUAGUCCUCGGAUGGCAAGCCCGGGUCCCAGCUCGAGAAUACAAAGUGGGUCCGUCACGCCGUUGCAUCCACGAGCCGGUGACUGGCAUGAUGAUGCGGUUACGGGAAAACAACAAACCCAUCGGCUACCGCUUCCUCCAGUAACCAUGUCUAACGCUGGCCCGUAUUCACCAUCGUAUUCGACCGGAACCACACCGAAGGUUCCAAGAAGCCCCGGUCGAGCGGACCUUUUGGCUAGCCAUGGUUCACGCUGGAAGAAGGGUCGGUUGCUUGGUAGAGGCACGUUUGGACAUGUUUAUCUUGGUUUCAACAGUGAAAGUGGAGAAAUGUGUGCGAUGAAGGAGGUGACUUUAUUCUCAGAUGAUGCAAAGUCGAAAGAAAGUGCCCAACAGCUGGGGCAAGAAAUUGCUCUUUUAAGUCGUUUGCGACAUCCAAGCAUUGUGCAAUAUUAUGGAUCUGAGACCGUGGAUGACAAACUUUAUAUAUAUUUGGAGUAUAUGUCUGGCGGUUCUAUUCAUAAAAUCCUUCAGGAUUAUGGACCACUGGGUGAAAUUGCUAUUCGCAGUUACACUCAUCAGAUACUAUUAGGACUUUCCUACUUACAUGCUACAAAUACAGUCCAUAGGGACAUAAAAGGAGCAAAUAUACUUGUUGAUCCUAAUGGACGUGUAAAGUUAGCUGAUUUUGGGAUGGCAAAACACAUUUCAGGACCGUCAUGCCCGUUAUCGUUUAAGGGAAGUCCAUACUGGAUGGCACCGGAGGUUAUUAACAAUAAUUCAAGUGGUUGCAAUCUUGCGGUGGAUAUAUGGAGCCUUGGGUGCACCGUAAUAGAAAUGGCUACAAGUAAACCACCUUGGAGUCGGUACGAAGGGGUUGCUGCUCUAUUUAAGGUUGGAAACAGCAAAGAACUUCCGACAAUUCCUGAUCAUCUUUCGGAUGACGGUAAAGACUUUAUCUUGCAAUGCUUGCAGCGGACCCCGUCACACCGCCCUACCGCCACUCAACUUCUUGACCACCCGUUCGUCAAAAGUAUCGGUUCGUCUGAAAGAUUCAUAUCUAGUCCUGGCCCGAUUACAAACGCGAUGAGAUCUCUGGGCAUUGGUCAUGCUUCUGAAGGUGUUCCGGUUCUUCACUCUAGAGGUCAUACACCUCGUAGUAACAUAUCAUGCCCGGUUUCCCACAUGGGCAGCCCGCUUUUGCAUUCAAGAACGGGUCAAAAUAUGAACGGAAGACUAUCCCCAUCUCCAAUAUCAAGCCCGCGGGCCAUCUCGGGCUCAUCCACACCUUUAACCGGAGCCUGCGGUGGUGGGGCCAUUCCGUUUUAUCCCCGGGUGCAGAGCCCAUACCCUCAUGAGUUUACGGGUGUGACUUUGACUUCAAGGUCUCCUACCAGAACCUUCGGCCCACCUGGUAAUGGGCCCCACUUUCUGGACCCAAGGCCUGAUAUGUUUCGAGCAAUGCCUCAAGGGUCUCCUUUCUUUCACGAGAUAGUUCCGUCAGACAAUGAUUUUUUAGGGAAUCAAAAAGAAACAUAUGGCGGAAAAUCGGUGUUAGCCGACCGUGUUUCGCAGCAGCUUUUGGGAGAUCAUGUCAAACUGUAUCCGCCCAUUGACCUCAAGCCCACUUCGCCAGUGGUUAGUCGAAGACACUGGAGUUGACUUGAUUUGACCUUUAUUAGUCCGACUAAAAGAACGUUAUGAAUAAUAUCUAAAAUAUAUAUAUUUUGUUUUUAUGCUCAUAAUCCCUUUGGAAGGUAAUACCUGGAGGGAUGCUAUUAAGUAUAGGUACAGUUAUUUCGGUUAUGCAGAUGGAUAGCUUUUGAAAGUUAAGCAUUUUAACAACGGUUGGUGGUGGAUAUGUAAAGAAGUGUACAACUCAUACUUGUUAUGCAGCAGUGAUCAGUGGGCUUGUUUGACAGAAAGACGGUUAGAUGUUAGAAUUCGGAUUUUGGUGAAAAAAGUUGGUUCGGUUGUUGUGUAAGGUGUAAGGCAUGGUUUAGGGUUAAAGUGAAAACAGUUGAUGUAACCAUGUUUUGUGCACAACGAAAUCUUUAUCUAUGAGGAAUCUCUUCUUUUUUA
This is a messenger RNA of Helianthus annuus (common sunflower), 3613 nucleotides long. RefSeq names its product mitogen-activated protein kinase kinase kinase YODA. Gene Ontology annotation, molecular function: ATP binding; protein kinase activity. NCBI's taxonomy places the organism in Eukaryota, Viridiplantae, Streptophyta, Magnoliopsida, Asterales, Asteraceae. Gene Ontology annotation, biological process: protein phosphorylation. The transcript has 12 exons. The coding region runs from base 614 to 3193 and encodes 859 amino acids. The record is from RefSeq and is a predicted model, not a curated record.